This is a messenger RNA of Fragaria vesca subsp. vesca, 1737 nucleotides long. RefSeq lists its product as uncharacterized. The transcript has a single exon. NCBI's taxonomy places the organism in Eukaryota, Viridiplantae, Streptophyta, Magnoliopsida, Rosales, Rosaceae. The record is from RefSeq and is a predicted model, not a curated record. Bases 386 to 1462 code for a protein of 358 amino acids.
GUCCAAUUUUGUCCAUCAUGGGCAAGUGUCAAGUGUUUUGGCUCGAUCAAGUCCAAAACGUCACCGUCUGAGGACGUCAGGUAGUAAAGCUGUGAGCUCCAGAGCAGCCCAGACCAAGUUGAACACACCGACGCCAACACACGCGUCUCACACCUCCCUCCCUCCUCCUCCACAAAACGGCGUCGUCUCCGCUCCUCCUCCGCCUCCUGAAUCAUAUGUGGGUGCCAGCUUUCCAGGUACUUUACCGCAUGGCUACUCCACCUCGGAUCUGAUUCUCAUUCUCUUGGCUAUCUCCAUUGUUCAUGUAUCGGAUCAGAUCUUGUUCAUUUGUUAUGUAUAUUUAGGUUUAUUCUUUGUUGAAAGAUUAAGCAAAGAAACAAAGAAAAUGGAGACGUAUAGUGGAAGUUCCCCAAAAAAGAGAUUAGAUCAAGGAUCCAAUACCCAUUCCCUUUCCUCAGGAUUUGAGUUAGAACCUGAGCCAUCUGGUCACAAUCAUCAUAGGUUUCACUCAAUGAACGCCCUAGAAAUCUUGAGGGAAACGGUUCGCAUUCUCCGCUUUAAUUCUUGGGGGUUUUUGGCAAUUGCCAUCUUGCUGAUUAGCCCUGUGUCUGCCGCCAUGCUUUUGUCCAAUAUGCUAGUUGAUCACUCACUUGUAAAGAGACUAACUGUAAGGAUGUUACUAAUUGCCAAGUCCAGUGGACUCCCAUUGAGGCCUUUCGUCAGUCACUCGUGCCAGAAGCUUGCCGAGACGGCUAUCUCGUCCGCUAUGUGCUUUCCUUUGUACAUCACAUUGUCCUUGUUGUCCAAAGCCGCGCUUGUGUACUCUGUGUAUUGGAGCUAUUCCCAUAAGAAGUUUGACGCGUCCAAGUUUUACUUGGUCAUGUGCAAAAUAUGGAGGCGGCUUGUUUCUACUUUUGUGUGGAUGUGUAUGGUGGUUGUUGGUUGCAUCGCCUUGUUUUUGAUGGUUCUUCUUGCAGUGUGCAAUACAUGUUCUGUAUUUGGGUUGUCGCCUCAGCUUAUCAUAUAUGCCGCAAUAAUGGUUGGGCUUAUCUUCUCGGUUGUUUUUGCUAAUGCUAUUAUUAUUUGCAACAUUGCAAUGGUGAUAUGUGUUUUGGAGGAUGUCUCAGGACCAGAGGCAUUGGUUCAGUCUGGAGCUUUAAUCAGGGGGCAGACUCAGGUUGGUCUACUCAUAUUUCUUGGAUCCACAGUUGGAAUGGCUUUUGUUGAGGGCUUAUUUGAGCAUAGAGUGAAGACGCUGAGCUAUGGUGAUGGGUCUUCCCGCAUAUGGGAAGGGCCUCUUUUGGUGGUUAUGUAUUCAUUUGUAGUGCUUAUUGACUCUAUGAUGAAUGCUGUUUUCUACUUCAGUUGCAGAUCUUUUAGGAUGGAAACAUCUUUAGAAGGUGAAUCUGAUUCAAUUAUGGAAACGAUGACUUUUUCUGCUGAAUCAGUUGGUAUUCAAUGACACUGGAUGUGCCAUUACCAUAAUUCUUUGGUUCAAUAAUGAUGAAGACGGUAGCUGCUGGGUGUGGUUACCACGGAUUAAACAGUGCAGACUUGUGCAUUUUGGUAGACCUUCCAUACAAAGGUUCAGGGGAGGCUGUAACUUCAAGUGCUUCAAUUUCUUGAACAUAUGCUUCAUUUGAGUGCACUGUGCAGAGUUGUAUUCAUGAGUGAUAUUGAAGGGAGCUUCAAGAAUAGACAGUAUUUGAAGGCUUCACAUUGCAAAAUUUGACGAGA